AUGGAGAAUCCCCACACCCAGAGUCGGCUGGUGCAGCACCGCGGGGCCGAUUACCGCGUCGUCAAAGAAGGCCGCGCACAUAUCCUGAACCCGCCCUCCCAAGAAGCCGCCUCCAAGGGAACGAAGAAGGACCUCACAGGCGACGACGAGGUGCAAUCGGUCUUCUACAACCCAAUCCAACAAUUCAAUCGCGAUUUGAGUGCUCUGGCUAUUCGCGCGUACGGGGAACAUUCGCUCGAAUUAAAGAAACGGAAAGCGGAACGGAGGCUCAAGAAACAGACAGGCAAUGGGCCCGCGAAAGGAACGAAACGGAAGCGAGAGGAUACCGAGGACCAGACCACGAAGCCGGAUGCUACUAUAGAAAGUGAAAAGCGACCAGAAGCCAGUGUUCACCAGAGUGAACAACCGCCUGAGGCACAAUCCAACUCAAGCACGGCCUCGUUUACCAUCCUCGAUGCACUGUCUGCAACGGGGUUGCGUGCACUCCGGUAUGCCUCGGAAAUUCCAUUUGUCACCAAGGUCGUGGCGAAUGACCUUUCAGAUUCGGCGAUUCAAUCCAUGAAGGUCAAUAUCGAGUACAACGAACUGCAAAACCGCAUCCAGCCCAACCUGGGCGAUGCACGCGUCUACAUGUAUGGUCUGACUCAGAACGACAAGUUCGAUGUGAUUGACCUGGACCCAUAUGGCACGGCAGCUCCGUUCAUGGACGCCGCAGUGCAGGCUAUCAAGGACGGCGGUCUUCUCUGUGUCACUUGUACCGAUGCUGGUGUUUGGGCUUCGACCAACUACUCGGAGAAGGCGUUCGCCCUGUACGGCGGUAUUCCCACCAAAGGCUCUCACUCGCACGAAGGCGGGCUGCGACUUAUAUUGAAUGCCCUCGCCAUUUCCGCCGCAAAAUACGGAAUGGCCGUUGAGCCUUUGCUUUCGCUGUCGAUCGACUUCUACGCUCGCGUCUUUGUGCGCGUACAUCGCUCGCCGGCCCAAGUCAAGUUUAAUGCCGGAAACACCAUGCUCGUCUACAACUGUGAUUCAGGAUGUGGUGCAUGGUCGACACAGCCACUCGCGUCGACAAAGUCCCGCCAGGAUCGCAAGGGCAACCCGAUCCACCAACAUGGAGUAUUCCAGGGGCCGACAGUUGGUCCCAACUGUGAGCACUGUGGAAGCAAGACACACCUUGGGGGACCCAUGUGGGGAGGUCCGCUACACAAUUCUCACUUCAUCCAGAAAAUUCUGGAUACGCUCCCUGCAGUCGACGACGACACGUAUGGAACUGUUGCUCGGAUCGAGGGCAUGCUAACCACCGCUCUCGAAGAAGAUCUGGCUCUCGGCUCCCCUAGAUCUUCCUCUUCCCAGCAAAAUAAAGCCGACGCCAUGGAAAGGAACCUUUCUAUCCAAAUUGAACAUCCGGCCAUCAUCCCCCGAAUGGACCCCGCCAUACGGGAGCAACACCCUUUUUACUUUACCCUCAGCACUCUCGCCAAGGUUCUACACACCUCAACUGUUCCGUUUGACGAGUUCCGCGGCGCCCUCCACCAUCUCGGCUACCGCUCUGCUCGCAGUCAUGCCAAGCCAAACUCGCUCCGCACUGAUGCUCCUUGGGACGUCCUCUGGGAGAUCAUGCGUGAGUGGGCCCGUCAGCGCUCGCCAAUUAAGGAAACAUCUCUGAAGCCCGGAAGCCCGGGAGCCACGAUCAUGGGCAAGAGCCGCGAGAACUUGCGCAAACCGCCUGAAGAGGACCAGUGGCUGUCCCGACUCAAGCAGGAUCUCCUGGCGGCUGUCGAAGCCGGGAGGGAUGCCAGUGAUCUGAUCACCAAAGUCGAAGCCGCACUGUAUCGUUCCGGGUCGCGCCAAACAUGGCAGAAUACUGGAGCUACUGUGGAAUCCCGACCUGGACCCGCCCCCAGCUAUCGGCACCCGCCACGAGUUCCGAACGGCCGCAUCCUAGCACUCUCCAGGUCAUCUUCGACGGGGCCCUGGGCCGAGAAAUCUCGGAUGCGCACACAAACAAGCGGUUGGUUCGCUACCAGAUUAAUCCUCGUGCGAACUGGGGACCGCUCAACCGUGCUUCAAAGUAAAGCUGCUCCAUGUGUGAAUAGUUAG
Penicillium alfredii is the source of this 2100-nucleotide messenger RNA. RefSeq names its product tRNA (guanine26-N2)-dimethyltransferase. The transcript has a single exon. Gene Ontology annotation, cellular component: nucleus. Gene Ontology annotation, molecular function: RNA binding. The coding region runs from base 1 to 2100 and encodes 699 amino acids. Lineage: Eukaryota; Fungi; Ascomycota; Eurotiomycetes; Eurotiales; Aspergillaceae. The record is from RefSeq and is a predicted model, not a curated record. Gene Ontology annotation, biological process: tRNA N2-guanine methylation.